This is a messenger RNA of Episyrphus balteatus (marmalade hoverfly), 1662 nucleotides long. It is a transcript of the gene bai, whose product is annotated as transmembrane emp24 domain-containing protein bai. Gene Ontology annotation, cellular component: COPII-coated ER to Golgi transport vesicle; Golgi apparatus; endoplasmic reticulum-Golgi intermediate compartment. Gene Ontology annotation, biological process: intracellular protein transport; Golgi organization; endoplasmic reticulum to Golgi vesicle-mediated transport. Bases 97 to 717 code for a protein of 206 amino acids. The record is from RefSeq and is a predicted model, not a curated record. The transcript has 6 exons. Lineage: Eukaryota; Metazoa; Arthropoda; Insecta; Diptera; Syrphidae.
AUAGAGGGAAGUAGAACAAAAAAUUUUUUGACACAGCGGCACUAAAAUCUUCAAAAAAUUCUUUUUGUUUUUAGUCCAAAAAUUAAUCCAUACAAAAUGGAAUUUCUAAUAAAAUAUAUUAGUUUAAUAUGUCUAUUAAUGUGUUAUGUCGAUGGUGUUAUGUUCAACUUGGCUCCAAACACACAAAAGUGUUUAAAAGAAGACAUCCAAGCUAACCAGCUGCUAAUGGGCGAGUACGAAGUUACUGAUGUUCCCGGCCAAACGAUCGAUUAUAUUGCAAAAGAUACCAAAGGACAUAUUCUAUCCCAAAAACAACACAUUACAAAGGGAAAAAUAAGUUUCACAUCGGAAAUCUACGACACUUAUGAAAUCUGUUUCACGUCCUCAGUACCGCCACAUCAACGUGGAGUCUCACAAGAAGUUUCAUACACCACAAAGAAAGGUGUCGAAACAAAAAGCUAUGAAGGAAUCGGUGAAGCAGCUAAACUUAAACCUCUCGAAGUGGAUUUAAGACGUCUGGAAGACUUAUCUGACUCAAUUGUUCGUGACUUUGCUUUGAUGCGUAAACGCGAAGAAGAAAUGCGUGAUACAAACGAAUCAACAAACAGCCGUGUAUUGUUCUUUAGCAUAUUCAGUAUGUGCUGCCUGCUUGGAUUAGCCACUUGGCAAGUGCUCUACCUGCGAAGAUAUUUCAAAGCAAAGAAACUCAUUGAAUAACUCUCCAUUUUCACUCCUGUGUCUGAACACAUUAUUUUCUGUUCUAACUCCAAAACACUUUAAGAUUAGAAAUCUAUUAUUUUUGUUUUAUUAUUUCUCUUUAAUUUUUCAUUUGUAAUAAAAUCGUCAACAAAGAAGUUACAAAAAAAAAAAAACGAAAAAAGUAAACAGAUUUUUGAUUCUAUUUUGGUUUUUGUUUGAUAAGAAGAACUUAUUCGUCAUUUUUUUAUCAAAGCUUAUCACAAAAUGUAUAUUCAAUGGCAAUGAUAUCUUAUCGACAAUUGUUUUUUGUAUGAAGUUUUUAUGACUGCGCUUUCCGAAUUCCUGUGAACUGGGAAGAAGGCAGUUGGAAAUAUUAAUUUAAACAAAACACUUGACUCAACUUCGCUCGGAAUGUUUGCAAAAUUAUUAAUAAUUAUUUCAGUUUUUCUGGGAAAUUCCCACGCAGCCUGGAAUGUAACUUGUGAUUUCGAUUUGGCAGGAAUUGAAGGUAUUAUUAAAUAUUUGCCAGUUGAGUGCCAAGAAAUAUAUAAAAAAGGAAAUGACUCUGAAUUAUAUCAAUCUUCAUUGGAUGAAUCUAGAAAUUUUGCAAAAUUUUACAAAAAUUUGGAAGAGUAUGAGAGACAAGAAAGUUCAACUACACCAAAUGAGAUACCAAAACAAAACACAACAUUAAGAUUUGAUAUUUAUAAUCGAACGAAAUUACACACCUGUGCUAUGGAAUUUGCAGAGAGAACUGAUCUGCCAACGGAAAGUGAUAAAGCUAAGGAAUAUUAUAAUUGUUUGUCUCUAAAGAGAGAUCAAAUGAUUGAAUUGAUUCCAAGAGAAGAAGAAGAGAUGUCGUGGGAUAUAGCAAACUAAAAAUUUUAUGUAGAGUUUUUCGAGAUAAUAUUACAAUUUCAUUCAUUAAAGCUCAACAAAUAAAUUUGUAUCUCUUUAUAAUAA